AUGGCUGGGGGGUUUGUAGAAACUGGUGAAGAAAACAAACAAUACAAUGGGAGGCUAACAAAAUUUGUAGCUCUUUCGUGUAUCAUAGCUGGCUUUGGUGGAGUUCUCUUUGGGUAUGAUAUCGGAGUUUCAGGUGGAGUAACGUCAAUGGCGCCAUUCCUAACGAAGUUCUUCCCAGAUGUAUUCAGAAGGAUGAAAGAAGAUAAAAACAUUAGCAACUACUGUAAAUUUGAUGACCAGCGGUUGACUUUGUUCACAUCAUCUCUAUACAUUGCUGGUCUUGUGGCUUGCUGGGUUGCCUCAUGGGUCACUCGGGUUUAUGGUCGUAAAUGCUCAAUUCUUAUCGGUGGUGCCUCUUUUGUCAUUGGAACAGUUUUGGGCGCCGCUGCUCAAAAUUUGGCCAUGCUCUUAAUAGGUCGUGCUUUGCUUGGUGUGGGUAUUGGAUUUACAAACCAGUCAGUCCCUUUGUAUCUCUCAGAGAUGGCACCUGCCAAAUACCGAGGAGGAAUUAACAAUUGUUUCCAGUUAAGUACCAACCUAGGAGUUUUAUUUGCCAGCCUCAUCAACUUUGGAAGCCAAAAGAUUUUCGGUACUUAUAGUUGGCGAGGUUCACUUGGCAUUGCUGCAUUCCCAGCUUUAAUCUUCACAAUUGGAUCUAUUUUCCUACCGGACACGCCAAAUAGUUUGAUUCAACGUGGGAAAGACAUUAACAACGCGAAGAUGGUGUUGCAAAAAGUAAGAGGUACUGUUGAUGUUCUAGAAGAGCUGGAUGAUCUUAUCAAAGCUAGUUCUGCCUCCAAAACAACAAGUAAGAGCUAUUUCAAAAUUUUGGAGAGGAGAUAUCGACCUCAGCUCGUAAUGGCAAUAGCCAUCCCGUUCUUCCAACAAGUUACAGGAAUUAAUGUCGUUGCAUUCUAUGCACCACUAUUAUUCAUAACAAUAGGGUUGAAGACAAGUGCAGCAUUAUUAUCCUCCGCAGUGAUUAGUGGCAUAGCUACAAUAUUCACUAUAAUAUCGAUGCAUAUAGUUGAUAAAUUUGGACGAAGAAAACUGUUCAUAUUAGGAGGAAUUCAAAUGUUCAUAUCCCAAAUGAUAAUAGGUGGAGUCAUGGCAAACAAACUCGGUGAUCAUACUGCGUUAAUGACCAAAUCUUACGCGUAUUUCGUACUGGUUUUCAUAUGCGUUUACGUCUGCGGUUACUCAUGGUCAUGGGGUCCUUUAGCCUGGUUAGUCCCUAGUGAAAUCUUCCCAUUAGAAAUACGAUCAGCUGGACAGACAAUUGUUGUUUCAGUUGGUAUGUUUUUCACCAUCAUCAUUGCUCAAGCAUUUUUGACAAUGCUUUGUCAUUUCAAAGCUGGGAUAUUCUUCUUCUUUGGUGGUUGGGUAUUUGUCAUGACAGUAUUUGUGUAUUUUUUCUUGCCGGAAACUUGCGGCAUUCCGAUUGAAAAAAUGGUGAAGGUUUGGAGAGAACAUUGGUUUUGGAAGAGAUUCGUUGGGGAUGUCGAGAUUGAAGAUACGGAAGAACUCAGAACUCCAUAG
Papaver somniferum (opium poppy) is the source of this 1539-nucleotide messenger RNA. Its product is annotated as hexose carrier protein HEX6-like. The transcript is spliced from 3 exons. The record is from RefSeq and is a predicted model, not a curated record. Bases 1 to 1539 code for a protein of 512 amino acids. NCBI's taxonomy places the organism in Eukaryota, Viridiplantae, Streptophyta, Magnoliopsida, Ranunculales, Papaveraceae. Gene Ontology annotation, molecular function: monosaccharide transmembrane transporter activity. Gene Ontology annotation, cellular component: membrane. Gene Ontology annotation, biological process: monosaccharide transmembrane transport.